AUGGAGCCCAUCCUCGCCGAUAUCGACCGAUUCAUUGAUGACCUGGAGCCAGUGCUCUGGCCGCUGAAUAAAUUCAUUCACAGCCAUCCAGAGCUUGCAUACGAGGAGCACAUGACACACGAUGCCCUCUGUGCUUUUAUGGAGGCCCAGACGGGCUGGGCAGUGACUCGCUCUGCGUAUGGCAUGGCGACGGCUUGGUCGGCCGCGUACGACACCGGUGUACCCGGGCCCGUCGUCAAUUUUAAUGCUGAGAUGGACGCCCUUCCCCGACUCGGCCACGCGUGCGGGCACAACCUGAUUGCCGUCGUGUCGGUCGCUGCGGCUCUGGCAACGGCCGACACGCUCCGCCGCCAGACGCUGCCCGGAAAGGUCCUUGUCGUCGGGACACCCGCCGAAGAGGGCGGUGGCGGCAAGAUCCGGUGCCUGGCCGCCGGUGCGUACGACGGCGUCGACGUCUCCAUGAUUUCGCACCCGGGCAUCGCCCACAACAGCGCCCUCGUACGCACCGCCGCCUUCACCCGCCUGCGCGUCCGCUACACCGGCCGCGCGGCCCACGCCGCGCAGCAGCCCUGGCGCGGCAUCAACGCCCUGGACGCCCUUGUGGUCGCGUACACGGCCAUCGCGGCCCUCCGGCAGCAGACGCAGCCGGACGAUGUCAUUGGCCUGCACAUUACCGACGGUGGCGACGGCGGCACCAACAUCAUCCACGCCCAUGCGGCUGGUGUCGCUGUGCUGCGGGCCGCCCAUGCCCACCGCCUGCGCACGCUGCAGGGCAAAGUCGAGGGCUGCUUCUGCGCCGGGGCCGACGCCACCGGCGCAUCGGUCGCCAUCGACGUCGAGCUGGGUUACCUCGACCACGUGCCGAACCGCGUGCUGGCGGCGCAGUACGCGGCGCAUUGGGCCGCCCUCGCCCCGGUGGACGACCGGCCGAACCCGCCGCUGCGCGCAGACGGCCCGACCUGGAUCAAGAGCAGCACCGACCAGGGCGACGUCAGCUACGUGCUGCCCAGCAUCAAUGUCAGCUUUGCCGUCCCGCCGGCCGGCAGCGGAGGCGCGCCGCACAGUCCCGACUUUGAAGCGGCCUCGGGGACGCGUGGUGCCUUUGCACGGGCCAUGCGAGUCGCCAAGGCCAUGGCGGGGGCGGCCACAGACCUGUAUACGACGCCGGGGCUGCUGGAUGCCGAAGCGCACCUCCACCGCGCGGCCGCGCAGACCGUGGACGCCAACCACGACGGUCUCGCCGGGGACGAGGUCGACAAAGUUGUCGUCAAAGACGGCGUCGGCCACGCCCUCUGUCGGCGACACAUGCAGCGUGACGCCCUUGGUGGGCGCAUUGGCCGUCAGCAGGACCUGGUCGCCGGCGUCGGACACGGUCGCCGUGACGGCCAGCGCGGGCGACAUGCGCACCAGCCGCAGCGGCUCGGGCCAGGAGACCCAGCGGGCGAGGCGCGUGGGCGGCGCCGCCGUCGCCGACGUUGGCGUAGCAGGGCCGUCGAGGUAGGCGACGACGACCGUGCGGUCGGCCGCGGGAAUGGCCAUGUGGCGCACCAGCUCGGUCGUCUGGUUCGGCGCCAGCACGACGCUGCGCGUCGCGGCGACGCCGUGCGGCAGCGGCACCGGGGCGCCCGUCUCGACGUCGUAGGCGGCCAGCGUGAGCGUGGCGUGGCAGGCCGCGAGGGCGCCGUUGACGGCCCAGACGUCGAGGGCGUGCCGGUCGGGCGGAUAGCCCGUCGUGAUGUAGGGCGGCGCGCCGGUGACGGUGCGCUCCAUGCCGACGACGGCCGGGGCGAGCGCGCGCUUGGUGAUGUAGUAGGCCGGCUUCGGGCGCCGGUCCACGUCGACGAGGGCCCAGCUGGUGCCGGGCCAGAUGUCGUUGAGCUGCCACACGAGCACGCCGGCGCAGUGUUCUUCGCCGGGCCCGCGGAACGCGCGGCGCCAGCAGUUGUAGGCGUAGCGGAGGGCCUCGGCCUGCAAGAACUGCGUGCAGUACACAAAGUCGCGGAAGGGGUUCAUGCGGAAGCGGAAGUUCUCGCCCAUGUACAUGGGGUAGCGGCGCGCGUGGCCGGGGCCCUUGUCGUGGAUGUCAAAGAGGCGCGACUGCGCGUGGCGCUCCGCGGGCACAGUGAUGCCGCGCUCCAUGGUGGCCAGGGACGCGCAGGACUCGAAGCCGAACUCACUGACAAAGCGCGACAUGUGGGUGUCGCCGACGGUGGUGUCGUUGGAAAAGGCGCCGCCGUAGGGGCUGCUGCGCCAGUAGGGCACGUCGCCGCCGAGGGUCUCGACAAUGGCGGGCAGCACGCGCUCGUAGAUUUCGCGGGCCGGGAAGUUGGUCUGGUCCCAGGGCCCCGUCUCGUCGCUCAUGUCGAGGUCCCAGCCCCAGCGCUCGGCCACCAUGUAGUCCUCGUUGUUGCCGGCCCAAAGCGCCAGGCUCGCGUGGUGGCCGACGCGGACCACCUGCUGCUCGGCCUCGCGGCGCACGCUGUCCAGGAAGUCGCCCGAGGCCGGGUAGUUGCCGCAGGCGAACAAAAAGUCCUGCCACACGAGCAUGCCCGCCUCGUCGCAGAGGUCGUAAAAGUCGUCCGACUCGACGAUGCCGCCGCCCCAGACGCGGAUCAUGCUCUGGUGGCCGUCCUUGGCCAGCUGUAUCCAGUCGCGGUAGCGCUGGCGCGUCAUGCGCGGCAGCAUAAAGUCGCCGGGGAUCCAGCAGGAGCCGCCGCAGAAGAGGCGGAUGUUGUUGACUUCAAAGACAAACGACGUGCCCGCGGCCUCUUUGAGCGGGUGCUGCAGCAGCCGGAGGCGGCGCAGGCCAAUCCGGCGGCUGGUUCUGGUGCUGUCUUGAGGCGACGCUGCGUCGGAGAGGGCCACGCUCGCCGACACGGUGUAGAGAGGCUGGUCGCCGUACAUGUGUGGGUACCACAGCUGGGGCGUGUCCACGGUGACGGUCGUGGCAAAGGACCCAUCCGCCGCUGUCUGGAGCGUGUGGCUCUGGAGAGACGCGCCGGAGGGAUCGCUGACGUGCAGAUGGACGUCCUGCUGCGCCUUUGCGACCGUCUCCACGCGGCCCUGGAUGCUGAUGGUCGCGGCCGUCAAGUCGUCCGACACCUGCUGGCGGACCACCAGUCGGUCGAUGCGGGUCUCGUAGACUUCGAGGUAGACGGGCUUCCAGGGCCCCGACGUGUUGACGGCCGGGCCCCAAUCCCAGCCCUAAGAAUCGUAUUAGCAUGUACUCGUACCAAUGGUACCACGACACAAACAUACCCAAUGGUACUGCGCCUUGCGCAAAAAGAGACGCUCCGGCCCGCCAAAGUGCACGUCCGUCUCGUUGCCCUUGUAGCCGAUGCGCUUCUUUUCCUGCCGCGAAAACGCGGGCGCCGCCUUGAACAGCAGCUCCAGCGACAGCGGGCCACCGGCUGCGCGCAGCUGAUCCGUCACGUCGACGCGGUGCUCGACGUGCAUGUUCUUGCUCGACAGGAUCCGCGUGCCGCCCAGAAACACGUCGACGACGGUGUCGAGGCCCUCGAAGACGAGAACGGCCCGCGCCUGCGGCGUCGGCAGCGGCGUCGCGGGCAGGGUCGUGCGGUAGGUCCAGUCGGCAUCGUUGACCCAGAGACACGCGAGCUCGUUGUCGUCGAUGUACGGGUCGGGAAUCAGCUUGUGGUGCAACAGGUCGAUGUGGGCGACCGUCGGGAACUGGGCGACGGGCAAAAACGACGAGGCCGUCGCGUUGUUGAGGCUGCUGGCCUGUUUGAAUUCCCAGCCUUGGUCAAUGUCCACUCGCUUGACAGCCAUUUUGACGGGAGUGAGGUGAAACAACAGUUACUUGGAUUGAGAAUGGGCAGAAGACGUCUACAGACAUGA
Molecule: messenger RNA, 3858 nt
Organism: Sporothrix schenckii 1099-18
Lineage: Eukaryota; Fungi; Ascomycota; Sordariomycetes; Ophiostomatales; Ophiostomataceae
Exons: 4
Coding region: 1-3858 (1285 amino acids)
Molecular function (GO): dipeptidase activity
Source: RefSeq, a predicted model, not a curated record